This is a messenger RNA of Vavraia culicis subsp. floridensis, 1815 nucleotides long. RefSeq lists its product as uncharacterized. Bases 19 to 1575 code for a protein of 518 amino acids. The transcript has a single exon. Lineage: Eukaryota; Fungi; Microsporidia; Pleistophoridae. The record is from RefSeq and is a predicted model, not a curated record.
UCGCCAUUCACCCUUUGUAUGAAUUGCAGUGCUGAAGAAAUAGAUGCACUCUUUUGGUCAAAAGAGAAAGGCGACGAAAGCGUUUCAUUGUCGACUCUCAAGUCGUAUCUGCAGAACCUAAAAACGUUGAAACCGCAGCUGAACACGCAACUGACCGAUUUGAAGUACGUACAAGGUAAACUGGAAAUAGACUUGUACAAGCUAAACAAACUGUCCGCAGAGCUAAAGGACGUGCAAGAGAUGAACAAUGCGUACGAGACAGAAAUAAACAACAAAGAGAAAUUGCGAGAUGCGCUGAGCGAUCUUGUGAGGAUGUUGGAAAUUGAUGAGAAGUACUUCAGCUAUUUUGAGAGCGAUAAUUACGAUGAUGCCAUGGUGAUGAGCAGAAUUGAGGAAUCGUUGUACAGGUUCGAUUGUGUUUUGGGCAAUGAAAGCAGUGAGCACAGGGAGUACAUCUAUAGUUUGAAAGACUUCGAUUUGAAGGUGGUGAGAGAUUUCACGAAGAGGAUAUUGGAUGUAAGAAGGACCUUUUACAAGAAAUUUGAGCAUUUUUUUACCAAAAAGCUGAACUCGUACAAAAGCAAGAGCAAGGGAGAAUUGAAAAUACAUAAGGAGAUUUACGAUGAAGUCAUAAAAUAUAAGAGCUUUAUGACACAGGAAUACGUAGAAAUAUACAUCAAGUGCAUGAAAAAGCUGUACAGCCACGAGUUUCGUUAUCAUUUGGAAAGUGUGUUCGAUAUCUUGAAGAGAAAGAAGAAUGUUACUCUCAGCGUCAAUCUAAAUGUGAUAUUUCAGUCAUUACUGCUUAUAAGGGAGUGUGAGUACGAUUUUGUACGGAAGAUAAGUAGAAAAAGUAUCGAUCAAUCGUCCAAAAAGGACGCAAAGCAGAGCGGCGUGGAAGAGACUAAUUCUGUGUAUUUUGCUGCCCAUUUCAAGAAUAUGGACAUGUUCGACGAUGUGGUUAUCAUGAUUCAAACAUUUUUGAAUGAUUUGUACGAGUUGGAUCGUUUCCAGACAAUAAUAGCGCUCGGCGAUUCAAUCCAACACUACCGCGAGAAAACCAAGGAAGAACUAAGGAACGCAUUUUACGAUCAUUUUCUUGAGAACAUGCUGAGCAACUACAAGAAUCUCAGGAAAGAUUUCGUAAGACUGGCCGUGAGCAAAUACAAAGGAGAAAACAAGAGAAAAACGAUUCAAUUCUUCAAUAAGGUAAUUCUAUGCACCAAAGACGACGAACUGAGGGAAAAAAUGGUGCAUUACCACACAAAACUUGUCAUGAAGCUGACAAAAGAUCACAAAACAGAUUUUCAACACGUGCUGAGGAAGUUCGAGUGUGUGUAUCCUAUAAAGAAGUGCACUGACUACUAUUUCUUGCUAGUAGAGGAGAUGAAGAAAACCAUUAUUGAUGAGAUGUUUGCUGUUGAGUUGGAUUACGUAAGGAUAAAAAAGAAUAUUCGCUAUAUUACAGACAUAGAUGAUGAAGACAUGAGAGGCGCUGCCCUGAAGAUUUUCAAGGAUGUGGUAAAAGAUAAUACGAACGAGAAGGAGUACAAGAGAAUAGAAUCGUAUUUUUGAGGUGAAUAAAAAUAUUGUACCAGACAAACUGCUUCAAAGUGUUACUUAAGGACAAAUAAUACCCGCUCUACCACGAAUAUGUUAUUGCUGUGUUUGAGCGCUGGUAUUCUGAUCUUAAGGGCCAAAAUGUACGUAUUCGGUGUUUAGCGCCAGAAAUUACUUUUUUGAGGUAAUCGCCCAAUAAAUUACAUAGUAGCACACGAUGCGGUGUUCGUUUGCGAUAUAUAGUUGUGAGUUUAG